Paralichthys olivaceus (Japanese flounder) is the source of this 2433-nucleotide messenger RNA. The record is from RefSeq and is a predicted model, not a curated record. NCBI's taxonomy places the organism in Eukaryota, Metazoa, Chordata, Actinopteri, Pleuronectiformes, Paralichthyidae.
GGUAUCACUUCUCCUUCCUCCGCUGUCCGCUCCGGAGUCAUGUGAACGGCGGUGUCUCUCUCCGUAGACCGGACCGGACCCACCUCCGUCCGUCCGUCGCUCUCAUUCGUCAGCGCCCCCCCCCGGUGGUUCUCCACGCAGGGGUAGUGUCUCUGUCCCUCGCCCCCGAGCCCCGCGGUUUCUCUCCGGUCUCCUCUCGGCGUGCUUGCGGCGCAGCGGUGGAGGAUGAGCGAGCAAGGGAAGGGCUCGGCAUCCGCCUCUGCCGCGGCCCCGGCGGCUCCGGGAUCGGACACUUACAAAGGCUGGCUCUUUAAAUGGACCAACUAUCUGAAAGGGUACCAGCGGCGGUGGUUCGUCCUCAGCAACGGCCUGCUGUCAUAUUACAGGACCCAGGCAGAGAUGGCCCAUACGUGUCGCGGAACAAUAAACUUGGCCACAGCGCACAUCGACACAGAGGACGCCUGCAACAUUGUCCUGAGCAGUGGCGGCCGCACGUACCACCUGAAGGCGAGCACAGAAGUGGAGCGGCAGAGAUGGGUAACGGCGCUGGAGCUGGCUAAAGCUAAAGCCAUCCGCAUGAUGAACGAUCAGUCUGAUGACUCAGGAGACGAGGAGCCCACAUCCCAAUCAGACCGCAGCGAGAUUCAGGGAACACUGAAGAUACUCGUCAGCAAGCUCGAUGACCUCAGCACGUGUAAUGACCUGAUCGCCAAGCAUGGCGCAGCCCUGCAGCGUUCACUGAGUGAACUCGAGGGGCUGAAGGUCCCGGUGGAAGGAGGGGAGAAGAUCAAGGCAGUCAACGAGCGAGCCACACUCUUCCGAAUCACCUCCAAUGCUAUGAUCAAUGCAUGUCGAGACUUCUUGGACCUAGCGGAGACUCACAGUAGGAGAUGGCAACGGGCGCUGCAGUAUGAGCGAGAGCAGCGCACUCACCUAGAGGAGACCAUUGAGCAGUUGGCCAAGCAGCAUAACAGCCUGGAGCGAGCGUGGAGAGAAGCACCCACGCUUGUUUCCAGCAAGCCCAGUGCCCCGACCACCAACAAGGGAAGCGAGAGGCGGCUCAAAGAAGAGGCAAGUGAUGAAGAUGAGGAUACUGAGUACUUUGAUGCCAUGGAGGAUUCCCCUGCGUUUAUCACAGUGACUGCCACUGACAACACGCAGCACAGGCGAUCUCAGAGUAAUUUGAGCGGAGCGAGCGUAGGUCACCCCAGUGACUGGAACCAGGACGACCAUAUGUCUCCAGGCUGUAACGAUGUGUCAGGGAAGGAGCUGCAGCCCCGCAGACGGAGGCGGACUCACAUCCCAGACAAACCCAACUACUCCCUCAAUUUAUGGAGCAUUAUGAAGAACUGCAUUGGCAAGGAGCUGUCUAAAAUCCCCAUGCCUGUGAACUUCAAUGAGCCGCUGUCAAUGCUGCAGCGACUCACCGAGGACCUGGAGUAUCACGAGCUUCUGGAUAAGGCGGCGCGCUGCGACUCCUCUCUGGAGCAGAUGUGCCUGGUCGCUGCCUUCUCCGUCUCCUCCUACUCCACCACGGUCCAUCGGACUGCCAAGCCCUUCAACCCCCUCCUGGGCGAGACCUACGAGCUCGAUCGCCUGGAAGAGUUCGGCUACCGGUCGCUGUGUGAGCAGGUGAGCCAUCACCCCCCUGCUGCUGCACACCAUGUGAUUUCCAAACAAGGCUGGACCCUGUGGCAGGAAAUCACCAUUGCCAGCAAGUUCCGUGGAAAAUACCUCUCCAUUAUGCCUCUAGGUGCCAUUCACCUGCACUUCCACUCCAGUGGGAACCACUAUGUUUGGAGAAAGGUCACCUCCACAGUGCAUAACAUCAUCGUGGGCAAGCUGUGGAUUGACCAGUCGGGGGACAUUGAGAUUGUGAAUCACAGGACCAAGGAGACCUGCCAACUCAAGUUCUCUCCCUACAGUUAUUUCUCUAGGGACAUCCCACGCAAGGUGACAGGUGUAGUGGCAGACAGCGGGGGCCAGGCUCACUACAUCCUCUCUGGUACCUGGGAUGAUAAGAUGGAGAGUGCCAAGAUCAUUCAGAGCAGCAGAGGGGGCAGUGGAUCAGAGGGCAAGCAGAAGACCGUCUAUCAGACUUUGUCCCCCAAACUGCUGUGGAAGAAAUACCCUCUCCCGGAGAACGCAGAGAACAUGUACUACUUCUCUGCUCUGGCAUUGACCCUGAAUGAGCUGGAGGAAGGAGUGGGACUAACUGAUAGCCGCCUGAGACCCGACCAGAGGCUGAUGGAGGAAGGACGAUGGGAUGAAGCAAACUCAGAAAAACAGAGGCUAGAGGAGAAGCAAAGAGCUGUGAGGAGGAGGAGGGAAGCUGAGGCCUCAGAUGCACUGGAUGAUGGUAUAGAAUUUAAAACACAUGGUGUGAUGUCUGAUAAGCAAAGAGAUGCUGAGUAAAAAAGACAGAGAGGAGCA